CUAGAAUUCCACUUCUGUAUAUUCAUAGAUCAUUGGUGUUGUUACUGCAUUGUAUGUGGUCCUCUUGCAUAGAGUCCUGCACUGUUAUUGAUAGCUAAUAAGCAUUUGGUCAUGACAAAAAGAGUCCUGCUAUGGGUAUUCUCCCCAUACGUGUUUUCGAGAUCCAAGCUGCUCAGCAGCUGGGCCUGCUGUAUAGGUGCCGUGGCCAAAAAAAGAAAAAAAGAAGGCUCAUCUGGUGAUGUAGUGGUCCAUGCAUGUGCACUGGAUUAAUCCUCUUCAACCAUUCUACGUGGUCCACUGAAUUAUUGGUCUGGCCUGAUUUUUGAGCUAUGCAACAUGCACAGUUGGUCUCACCUGAUGAUUGGACUGGAUGCUUCGCAUGUGCUGCGCUGGCGCGUGCUUGCGAGGAACAUUCAUAUUUUAUGGCAAAAAUAUUGAGUGGUUCAGAUUCAAUUGGGAUAAGUCUUUCAAUGGACAGGAUUCAUUUAGUCUUUGGUAUGUGACCCAUCUGUGGCAGCUACCUGUUCAAUGUGUCAACCACACACACAACCAUGUGCAUUUUGAAGAUUGGAGUGAAUUAACCAUUUUAGGAGUCGGUUGGUUGUCAAUUGUGUUUACACCCAUUUUUGGUACACCCAUGUGGACCAAUAAGAGGCCGCCAUGUGUCGGCACUAUGCGCCUAAUAAUGACAAAAUCCUACUCGCACUUGGGGAUAUCUUUUAUCCCCACCUCGUUUGGAGACACGUCACCUGCCAAAAGUAAAGUCGCGUAGAGCCGUAUGCAUGUUUGCAGAAAGAUGAAGCGACGAAUGACACGUGUGACUGAGGCAGAGUGUUCGGUAAGUCUAUAAAAGACCCACCGAGACAAGGCUGUUAUCACAAAUCCGGAUAUGCUCAAUAAGGCUGUCUUACACAAUCCUUCCAAAAUGGGAGAUCUUUCUAGAGACGAUCGGAGCUUUCGCGACGAUUAAGAAGAUUCGAGAAUUGGAUCAAUAUCAGAGCGGAUGGGAAGCAAUGUAUUGGGAUUCGAUCUGGAUCCAGCGAGAUUGAUCUUGUAAGAUUGACGGAUCUCCACGGUCGCGCUGGCUAGAGAUAUGAAAACGGUUUAUGAUCUUCGAAGAUCUCUUUGGCUAGGUUGGGAUGAUCAGAGAACAACUAAGCGCCGUGAUUGUUAAGAAUCCUGGAUCAACAAGGGUUUUGCCGCCUCCCAAACUUAUAAAAGGAGAACGAGAUGGAGAGCUCCAUGCCCAUGCCAAACACAAUCAAUCUACACAACGCAUAUUCUAGUUCCUCUACUUUUGUCCAGCCACGCCACAGAACGUUUGAGGUUUAGUUAACUUAGAUCACUAUUAUUCAGAACCAUCGCUGCAGUACACUUAGGAGUUGUGUAAAUAUCUACGACUUUCUGUCGUUGGAUCUUGAUCAACCGAGUCCUUGGAAGAUCAAACCUUGGUCACAUCCUGCCGACCAUUCACUUCGAUCGUCUGUCCAUAUGGGCAAUUCAGGACAGAAAAUCUCCCAUUGGACGAAUUCGAUGAUGUUUACAUGUUGGAUUUUGUGGGACCUCCUUGUUUUGUCAGAGAAAUCUCUUCUAAAGUUAGAAGUGUCAUCAUAUUAGACCAUCACAAGACUGCACUUGAGACAUUGCGUGAAACUACUUCAAUUGGCAAGAAUGUGACCAAAAUCAUUGAUAUGGAGAGAAGUGGGGCUACAAUUGCUUAUGAUUUUUUUAAGGAGAAGCUUUUAGGAAGAACAAUUGGUGCGGAUAAUCAUAUAGGGGGAGAUGUUGUUAGUGCUAGCUGUGGUCAAUUGGUGCCUGAAAGUGAACUUGAAAGGGUUAAUCGACUUUUCAAGUACAUUGAAGAUGGAGAUCUAUGGAGGUGGGCUCUUCCAGAUAGCAAAGCUUUCAGUAGUGGGAUGAAAGAUUUGAAUGUUGAUUUCAAUGCCAGAUUAAACGUGACUUUAUUUGAUCAGUUACUGGCAUUGGAUCCUCAGUUUCUGAUAAAUCAAGGGCAGAUGACCAUAUCACGUAAGCAAAAAUUAAUAGAUGAUGUCCUCGAGCAGUCAUAUGAAAUUGCACUUGGAGGUGGAUUAUUUGGAUACUGCUUGGCUGUCAAUGCUGAUUCUGUUUCAAACCUGAGGAGUGAGCUCGGACACCAGUUAGCUGAUAAGAGCCAUAAUCUCCAGUUGCGGGGCAUUGGAGCUGUUGUGUAUAUGGUUCCUGAACUUGAAAACAAUCAGUUGCUGAAAAUAAGCCUCCGGAGUGUGGGAAAUGAAGACACGACACCCAUAUCACAGAAAUAUGGAGGAGGUGGACAUCAAAAUGCAAGUUCCUUCAUGUUAAGCUCGGCCGAGUUUGAGAAGUGGAAGGUUGGAGUCAGGCCAUUGGCAUAGGCAGCAAGCGAUGAUCUUUUUUCGUUCAAGUUACUGCCAAUCUCCUGCAUGCAUGUAUGUACAUUAUUUAAUUUUUGCUGUCGUCGUUCAAUGGCAUUUCAAGGUUGUGCUGCUGUAGUCAAAAGCAGUGGAAGAAAGGGGAAUAUAUAUCCUGUAAUGAAUUUAUUUGCCUGUAUCAUAACAUGGGAUUGUGUUA
Magnolia sinica is the source of this 2589-nucleotide messenger RNA. RefSeq lists its product as uncharacterized. Lineage: Eukaryota; Viridiplantae; Streptophyta; Magnoliopsida; Magnoliales; Magnoliaceae. The transcript is spliced from 7 exons. The record is from RefSeq and is a predicted model, not a curated record. Bases 1545 to 2393 code for a protein of 282 amino acids.